Colletotrichum higginsianum IMI 349063 is the source of this 591-nucleotide messenger RNA. Its product is annotated as Histidine permease. The record is from RefSeq and is a predicted model, not a curated record. NCBI's taxonomy places the organism in Eukaryota, Fungi, Ascomycota, Sordariomycetes, Glomerellales, Glomerellaceae. The transcript is spliced from 2 exons. Bases 1 to 591 code for a protein of 196 amino acids.
AUGCUUUGGGCUAUCACACUCCUUCUUACUCUAGCUUCUUGCUUUGCAUCCUCCCAACCCUUGGUGCAAGAACGACGUCGGCUAUGUGUUGGCUCGCUUUGUUUGGGCAAAUCCGGCAAAUCCAAGUCCGCUGCCUCCACUACCGAAAACUUCACCAUUGAAAAUCUCAAAAGCCUUAUCGAACGAUACGAUUACGAAGGCGAUGAAUUCCCUCCCCUCCAACAGGUUCCCUUAGUCACUUGGGACGGAUCGACUAGCAAGCGCCGGCUGAGCUAUCGCACCUGGAGAGUGGACGGCAUGGGUCAAACUGCGAUUGACCGUCUUACAGGCCCCCAGGAUACAUUCUCAGUCUUCCUUGAAGUCCAGAUUACUGGCAAAGACAAUCUUUAUGGCAACUUCACCGGAGUGGUCCCACUGCGGGAAUGGGACCAGGAAUUCGCGGGAGAGAAAUGGGUGAAUCAUGAGAGGGGCUUGGCUCGUGGAAGUGGGAACAAUCCCUAUCCCAGGAGGACCGUCUUCAACAUAGCGAUUCCCACAAACGUAGACCCUACGUUGAUUGAAUACACCUUUAAUGGAGUGUGGAGACCUUAA